CUGUGCCUCAUUAGUGUGUCGACCGAUCCCGCCGCAUGAGGGUGAAUGCACUAGAUAUGUCCAGCUCAAGAGUCAAAGUGCCAAGUGCUUGCGGUCAGUUCUUCCGGGACGGCUUUGUCAUGAGAUGGUCACUACAGCAGGUGAUGGUGUGUGGAAGUCUGCUAUUGUUGUUUUACCUCAUCUACAAGCCAUCCCUCGACCCACUAGACCUUGAACAACAGCAAUGUACACAUUCGUCCGGCAGCCUGAGGGCAGAGCCACAAUCUCCGACAGUUAAGGAAGAACUCGAAAUGAUGAGAGUCUCCCAAGUGGAUGACCUGCCUACCAUCUACGUAAUCACCCCCACCUAUAAAAGGCAGGAGCAGAUGGCAGAGUUAACACGCUUAGCCCAAACUCUGAUGCUUGUCCGAAAUCUUCAUUGGAUUGUUGCCGAUGACACACAUACCGAAAAUAAACAAGUUGUUGAUUACCUCUCCUAUAUUGGCAUUCCUCACACCUACCUUCUCACUCCAAUGCCAAAUGAGUACAAGAAGCUCCGUGUUAAACCCAGGGGCGUGGCUAACCGUAAUGCAGGUCUUCAGUGGGUGAGGACACACGCUAAAACAGGGGUUGUUUACUUUGCCGAUGAUGACAACACCUAUGACAUUAGGGUGUUCGAAGAGAUGCGAUAUACAAAGGGUGUGUCAAUGUGGCCUGUUGGUUUAGUGACACAUACAGGCAUUUCAACACCCGUGUUGAAAAAUGGAAAAUUCGUUGGCUGGUAUGAUGGAUCCAUAAAUUCCAGAAAAUUCCCUGUUGAUAUGGCAUGCUUUGCUUUUAGUGUCAGUUAUCUGUUACAGAGUUUUUUCCCGGGUAUUGGGAAAAGUUUCCGAGAGUCUAAACUGCACAUCUUGUACAGACAGAUACUAGUCCACAUCCUCAGAAUGUUUCUGGAAGCUGGGUAA
Messenger RNA from Homarus americanus (American lobster), 944 nucleotides. RefSeq names its product galactosylgalactosylxylosylprotein 3-beta-glucuronosyltransferase P-like. The transcript is spliced from 7 exons. Gene Ontology annotation, cellular component: Golgi membrane. Gene Ontology annotation, molecular function: galactosylgalactosylxylosylprotein 3-beta-glucuronosyltransferase activity. Gene Ontology annotation, biological process: carbohydrate metabolic process; chondroitin sulfate proteoglycan biosynthetic process. NCBI's taxonomy places the organism in Eukaryota, Metazoa, Arthropoda, Malacostraca, Decapoda, Nephropidae. The coding region runs from base 36 to 944 and encodes 302 amino acids. The record is from RefSeq and is a predicted model, not a curated record.